Messenger RNA from Aspergillus homomorphus CBS 101889, 666 nucleotides. Its product is annotated as rRNA-processing protein RRP17. Gene Ontology annotation, molecular function: RNA binding. The record is from RefSeq and is a predicted model, not a curated record. Gene Ontology annotation, cellular component: nucleolus. The transcript has 2 exons. Lineage: Eukaryota; Fungi; Ascomycota; Eurotiomycetes; Eurotiales; Aspergillaceae. The coding region runs from base 1 to 666 and encodes 221 amino acids.
AUGGGUCCUCAAGCAAAGAGGAGAAAGGUGGCCAGCAAAGUUGAGGAAAUUAACUUCGACCCUGCUGACCGCGAAUCAUUCCUUACAGGCUUUCGCAAGCGAAAGCAGCAACGAAUCAAGCAUGCACAGGAAGUGGCAAUCAAGAAAGCGAAAGAAUUGAAGAGGGAAGAGCGCAAGAGGAUUCGGGAAGAACGAACUGCUGGUUUCCAACGUGCGAUCGAAGAACAUAAAAGACAACUUAAAAAGCUGCAGGCAGCGGAAGAUGGCAGCGAUGGCUCAGACCAGGAGAGCGAAGACGAGGAGAACGAGGAAGAGGAUUGGGAGGGCUUUGCGGAACCUCCCGCCGUGGACUACGAAGCUGAAUAUAUCGACGAAGACAAAUAUACGACGGUAACAGUGGAGGAGAUGGAUACCUCUAAGGAAGGACUCUUCCGAUCGACAGUCGACGAUUCCGAUAAUGAAGACGAAGGAUCAGAGUCAGGGUCUAGAGCGACUGCCGAUCCCAUCCCGUCUGCCGAACAAAGCAAGAAGCGGAAGUCCGACACCAAGCCCAAGAAGAAGAAAAAGAAGUUCCGUUACGAAAGCAAGGAAGACCGCAAGGUGACGAGAAUGAAGGAGCGCGCAUCUAAAUCGAGAAAGGCAAACGCUCGACGCGAACGUUCAUGA